Molecule: messenger RNA, 5618 nt
Organism: Dendrobium catenatum
Lineage: Eukaryota; Viridiplantae; Streptophyta; Magnoliopsida; Asparagales; Orchidaceae
Product: endoribonuclease Dicer homolog 4
Exons: 26
Coding region: 219-5087 (1622 amino acids)
Biological process (GO): siRNA processing
Cellular component (GO): nucleus; cytoplasm
Molecular function (GO): RNA binding; ATP binding; protein binding
Source: RefSeq, a predicted model, not a curated record
ACAGAAGCACCGACCAGAACGGCACAAUCUAAACCAAAUCGAAGGGUCAGUUACAUUCGAACGGUCACUUCACAUAAUAGUCACGUUGCUUGAACCUCAAGCACAGUCCUUUUAGGGGGGAAUCAGGCCGCUACUUAAUAAGCGCCUCCGUCGCCGCUCCUGGUCGUCGUCUUCCCUUCUUCUGCCUUCUUGCUUCUCUGUUUUACCGGCUUCCCGCCAUGGAUGAUGAAGAAAGGUGGAGCUCUAAUGAGGGAGUGAAGAAGGAUCCCAGAACCAUCGCGAGGAAGUACCAGUUGGAUCUCUGUAAAAAGGCAAUGGAGGAGAAUGUGAUAAUCUAUCUGGGGACUGGGUGUGGGAAGACGCAUAUCGCCGUACUCCUCAUGUAUGAGCUCGGCCAUCUCAUAAGGAAACCAAGCAGCAAUAUAUGCGUCUUCCUGGCGCCCACCGUGCCUCUUGUUCGCCAGCAAGCCAUGGUCAUAGAGAAUUCAACUGAUUUUAAAGUUCAGAACUAUGUUGGGAAACGCAAGCAUUUGAAGGAUCACAAUGAGUGGAACAAGGAAAUUGAGCAAAUAGAGGUUCUCGUCAUGACCCCUCAAAUUCUACUUCACAAUUUGAGGCAUUGUUUUAUCCGGAUGGAAUUAAUUGCUCUUUUGAUCUUCGAUGAAUGCCAUCAUGCACAAGCACAUACAAGGCAUCCUUAUGCACAGAUCAUGAAGGAGUUCUAUGAAACUAACUCUACUAAGCGUCCUCGGAUAUUUGGCAUGACAGCAUCUCCUAUCAUUGGCAAAGGGCGCUCCAAUCAGUUGAAUUAUACCAAAUGUAUCAAUAGUCUUGAAAAUUUACUUGAUGCGAAGGUGCAUUCAGUUGAUGACAAUCUUGAACUUGAAAGUGUUAUUGCAUCCCCAGAUAUAAAAAUCUACUUUUAUGGUCCAGUUGUUCAUUCUGAAUCAACUCUUAUCUCAAUUUAUUGCAAAAAACUAGAUGUAUUAAAACAUCAGUGUACGAGCUUGUUAAGGGAAAACAUUAGUGAUUCUACUGAGAGAAGAAAAAAGAUGAAGUUGCUUUGGCGAAUGCAUGAUAAUUUGAUUUUCUGUUUGAAGAAUAUCGGGCUUUAUGGAGCCAUACAAGCUUUGAAGAUUCUUUCAAAUUCUGAGGAAUCUAAGCUUCCUCAAAGCAAUAGAGAUGAAAGUGGAAAUCAUGACAACCUUACAGAUCAAUAUUUGGGAAAGGCUGCAUCGAUUAUAGAUUUUAGCAUAUGUGAUGAUGAAUCUUCUUCAGAUUCGCUUUCUUUGGAUGCAUUUGAAGAACCAUUUUGUUCACAAAAAUUGACAUUGCUAAUCGGUAUCCUUUCCACCUACAGGUUGAAGGAGAAUUCUAAAUGCAUAAUAUUUGUGAAAAGAAUCAUUGUUGCAAGAGCACUUGCAUGUAUUCUUAAAAGCUUGAAGUCUCUAGAAUUUUGGAAAUGUGAUUUCCUCGUGGGCUUUCAUUCUGGAUUGAGGAACAUGUCACGGAGUAAGAUGAAUGCCAUUGUUGAAAAAUUCUCCACAGGAAAGGUUAAUCUUUUGGUUGCUACUAAUGUUGCUGAAGAAGGUCUCGAUAUUAAAACCUGUUGCCUAGUAGUUAGGUUUGACCUACCGCAAACUGUUGCUAGUUUUAUACAGUCUCGAGGUCGUGCACGCAUGCAGAAAUCUGAGUUCAUCUUUCUUUUGGAAAGGGAAAACACACAAGAUGAGAAGUUACUUGAUGAUUUUAUGUCUGGAGAGCAUGUUAUGAACAAAGAAAUUGUUUGUAGGUCAUCUGAUGCGGCCUUUGAUUAUUUAGAUGAGGCAAUUUAUAAAGUUGAUCACACUGGAGCAUCUAUAAGUACAGCAUGUAGCGUUUCACUUCUUCAUUGCUACUGUGCAAAACUUCCUCAAGACAAAUACUUUACUCCUACCCCAAAGUUCUUUUUCAUAGAUGACAAAGAUGGGACGAUCUGCAGAUUAAUACUUCCUCCCAAUGCUCCGCUUCGUCAGGUUGACAGUUUACCAUGUGCUUCAAAAGAUGAAGCCAAGAGAGCCGUAUGUUUGAACGCCUGCAUAGAAUUACAUAAAAGGGGUGCCUUGUCAGACUUUCUUCUGCCUGGAUUCAGUAAUACAAAGAACAAGGAAUCAUCAACACCCUCUUCUGAGAGUGAAUACAGUGAAGAUGAAAACCUGAGAGAAGAACUUUAUGAGAUGCUAGUUCCUACUGUUCUUAAAGGACCAUUGCCAUAUUUUGAAGAGAAGAUAAAGCUAUACUUUUAUUAUAUAAGAUUUAUUCCUGCACCAGAUGAUAGGAAGUAUCAUGCUUUCGGACUUUUGCUCAAAGCUCCUCUUCCAAAAGAAGCUGAAGCAAUGGAAGUUGAUUUGCAUCUUGCUCGAGGAAGAAUUGUUAAGUCAGGCUUUGUGAAUUGUGGAAUAGUUACAUUUGGAAAGGAAGAGAUUUCUCUAGCUCAAAAUUUCCAGGAAAUGUUUCUUAAAAUAAUUCUUGAUAGAUCUGAAUAUUUUAAUGACACUGUUGCUCUGGGUGAGGUCAAUGCAUCUCUUUCAUCGACGUUUUACCUAUUACUUCCUGUCAGGGAGAAAAGGUAUGGAGAAAAUAGAACUAUAGACUGGGUAACUGUGAAGCGUUGUCUAUCAUCACCAGCUUUUGAGCAACAUGCUUCCUAUGAAAGAGGUCUCAUGGGAAGAAACACUUUGAAUCUUUUCAAUUGUCAAGAAAAUGUUUCUGACAUUUUAAACAGUUUAAUUUUCGUUCCCCACAAUCAACUCUUCUAUUUUGUUGACUGCCUCCUUCCUGAAACCAAUGCUUACAGCCGAAAGGGCUCUGGGGAUACAAGCUACAGAGAACACUUCAAGUCCAAGUUUGGAGUUCAACUUGCAUUCCCUGAACAACCACUUUUGAAGGCCAAACCAUUAUUUUUUCUGCGCAACUUGUUACACAAUCGAAUUCAAGAGAUUACAGCAGAAGCUCGUGAAUUGGAGGAAUAUUUUGUGGAGCUGCCUCCUGAGUUGUGUAUAUUGAAGAUAGUUGGGUUUUCUAAAGAUAUAGGAAGCUCUUUGUCUUUGUUGCCUUCUUUAAUGCAUCGACUAGAGAAUUUGCUUGUUGCUAUUCAGCUAAAGGAAGUGUUAUCUGCAUCUUUCUCGGAGGCUUCUCGAAUUAGAGCUGAUAUUAUCUUAGAAGCACUCACUACAGAGAGAUGCAUGGAACGCUUUUCUCUAGAAAGGUUUGAGGUGCUUGGGGAUGCAUUCUUAAAAUAUGUUGUUGGUCGGCACAGUUUUCUUUCCUUUGAUGGACUGGAUGAAGGACAGCUAACCAAAAUGCGUUCCAGCCUUGUGAAUAAUUCACAUCUUUGUGAGCUGGCAAUUAGAAGCAACUUACAGGUGUAUAUACGUGAUGAAUCAUUUGAGCCAUCUCAAUACUUCCCAUUUGGGCGUCCCUGUACUAAAAUUUGCAAUGUGGAUACAGAAUCAACUGUGCAUUCUCGUAACGUGGAAGAUGGAACAGAUUUUAUCGACGUGAAAUGUACUAAAUCUCAUCGUUGGCUGUACAGGAAAACUAUUGCAGAUGCCGUGGAAGCCCUUGUUGGAGCAUUUCUUGUUGAAAGUGGAUUCAGAGCUGCAAUUGCAUUUCUUCAAUUGAUUGGCAUUCAAGGUGAUUUUAAUGUUCCAGAUGUUUACAGAGUUCUGGAAGGGAGCAAGAUCAACAUGUCACUUAAUGAAAUUGUAAAUAUCAAAGCACUAGAGGAAUCUUUAGAUUACACAUUUAAGCACAGAGGCCUUCUUCUUCAAGCUUUUAUUCACCCUUCAUAUAGUAAACACUCUGGUGGGUGCUACCAGAAGCUGGAAUUUCUUGGAGAUGCUGUUUUGGAAUACCUGAUGACGUCAUAUAUUUAUUCAGUUUAUCCAGACCUGAAACCAGGUCAGAUAACUGAUUUGAGAUCCAUCGCUGUUAACAACAAUUCUUUUGCAUUUAUAGCAGUGAAGUGGGGUUUCCAAAGGUACCUUAUUAAGGAUUCUAAGAGUCUAACUGAUGCAGUAGCUAAGUUUGAAAAACUUGUUCGUGUAUCUAACCUACAAAAGGUUUUGCAAGAUGAAUCAAAUUGCCCGAAGGUACUCGGUGACCUUGUUGAAUCAUAUAUUGGUGCUAUGCUUCUUGACACAGGAUUCAACUUGAGAGAAGUUUGGAAAGUAAUGGUGAGGCUGUUAGAACCUAUAUUGAGGUUUAAUUGCCUCAGCAUUAAUCCUGUCAGGGAACUUCGAGAGCUUUGUCAACACAAAAAUUUUGACCUGAGACUGCCACCUCCAGUAAAAGAAGUAGGAGGAUUAUACUUGGUCAAAGUAGAAAUUGAUAUUGGAGAUGAGCACUUAACCAGCACUGCAAUCAAUCACAACUCCAAAGCUGGCAGAAGGGUGGCUGCUCAAACAGCACUUGCUAAGCUGAAGGAUCUUGGUUAUAAGCACAAACACAAGUCACUAGAAGAAAUUUUGAGGUCAACUCAUAAAAAGGAGCCAGAACUGAUAGGAUUCAAUGAAGAUCCCUUAGAAAUAAGGAAUUCAGAUGGUGAUACGAUUUCACUGGAGAAAUUAGUUGUCCAGGAGACCCAAAAUGCAGCAGCUUUGUCGCUGGACAACAAGAGUGCUCUUGAGGAGCAACCCUCUCUUUUAGCUACAAUGCUUCUAGCAAAGAUUGAUGGAACUCGUAGUCAGAACAUAAGCCAGAAUGAAAAAGAUUUUAUGCAAUAUGUUGGCAGUAAAAGAGCAACAGAAAGUGAUGAUCAGGGGAGUCGUGAUGAUAUUGAAAGUAAAAAAUCAGCCAAGUCACGGUUAUUAGAAAUCUGUGCUGCAAAUUAUUGGAGCCCCCCUUUGUUCAAAUGCUGCAAAGAGGAAGGACCAUGCCACUUAAAAGAGUUUACAUUCAAGGUUACCAUUCAAAUCGAGGGAGUCACUUCUACAGUUCUGGAGUGUUUCAGUGAAUCAAUGCCACGGAAGAAAGCUGCAGAAGGGCAAGCUGCUGAAGGAGCCUUAUGGUAUCUUGAGCAGCUAGGAUAUAUUCCAAAAUCCUGAUGGAAUUGGUACCCCUCUCAAAUUUUCAUCUUUCUUUAUAUUUAACCUUGAAGAAGAGCCUGGUAAAACUACUUCGGACUACACUUAACUCUCUCUCUUAAAUCCAAGCUUUGUUUCAUUACAUCAUAAAGUUGAUUUUGUUUGCCAUUUUCUCUAUUUAUUCAUCUGGUUUAUCUUCAUUACAUUCUAGCUCGAAAUCUGCUGCCGUUUGAUUCAUGGAAGACUUGCUAAAACUCGGCUCAAGUAAUCAGCUUGACAGUGAAUGCUUCUUUCAAGUCAACACUUCCCUUGGCCAUAAAUAUUAAAGAAAGGGUAAUUUGUAACAUUCUUAUCUCAAUUGUAUAUUGAUGAUGAUUAACUCAAAUGAAGGGGCUUUAUAUUAUAGCUUUUUUAUUAUUUUUCUUUUUUAAUUGUAAAUCAACAGGAUUGUCUUUUACAUGAUGUAUAUUGUGAUUGUGUAAUAAUUUUCACAAAAUGUAAACUGAAGUUGCUAUAGAAGAAAUGUAGUUUUGGGGUGUUUUGCUUGUUCAA